Salvelinus fontinalis (brook trout) is the source of this 1880-nucleotide messenger RNA. Its product is annotated as ribose-phosphate pyrophosphokinase 1-like. Gene Ontology annotation, molecular function: magnesium ion binding; ATP binding; ribose phosphate diphosphokinase activity. The transcript is spliced from 7 exons. The coding region runs from base 226 to 1188 and encodes 320 amino acids. The record is from RefSeq and is a predicted model, not a curated record. Gene Ontology annotation, biological process: 5-phosphoribose 1-diphosphate biosynthetic process; purine nucleotide biosynthetic process; ribonucleoside monophosphate biosynthetic process. Lineage: Eukaryota; Metazoa; Chordata; Actinopteri; Salmoniformes; Salmonidae. Gene Ontology annotation, cellular component: ribose phosphate diphosphokinase complex; cytoplasm.
AACAAAAUCACGUGAAGUGGGCGGUGCGCGCCACCAGGAAGAAGGACCGGCGCACGCGUGAAGAAGGGAAUGAUGGUGGAUAGGUAGGCAACGCAUCACGCUUGAUGAUAGCUAUCGAUUUCCAACAGUUCACUAGAGCUAAUAGGUCGUACAUCACUCAAAGGUACUUGCUGUUACUAGCACUGUAGCUAGUUCCCGUAGAACGACACCCUGGAACAUAAAAAAAUGCCGAACAUUAAGAUAUUUAGCGGUAGCUCCCAUCGGGAACUGUCUCACAAAAUCGCCGAUCGUCUUGGGAUGGAACUCGGGAAGGUUGUGACCAAGAAAUUCAGCAAUCAAGAAACAUGUGUUGAGAUCGGAGAGAGUGUGCGUGGAGAGGAUGUCUACAUCGUACAGAGCGGCUGUGGGGAGAUCAAUGAUAAUCUGAUGGAGCUGCUGAUUAUGAUCAAUGCGUGUAAGAUCGCCUCGGCCUCCCGUGUCACAGCCGUCAUCCCCUGCUUCCCCUACGCACGGCAGGACAAGAAGGACAAGGUGGGGAGUCGGGCGCCCAUCUCAGCCAAGCUGGUGGCUAACAUGCUGUCUGUGUCUGGGGCUGAUCACAUCAUCACUAUGGACCUCCACGCCUCACAGAUCCAGGGUUUCUUCGACAUCCCGGUGGAUAACCUGUAUGCUGAGCCUGCUGUACUGAAGUGGAUCAAGGAGAACAUCGCAGAGUGGAAGACCUGCACUAUCGUCUCUCCAGACGCAGGGGGUGCCAAGAGAGUGACGUCCAUAGCAGACAGACUCAACGUGGACUUUGCUCUGAUUCACAAAGAGAGAAAGAGGGCCAACGAGGUGGAUCGCAUGGUGCUGGUCGGGGACGUCACGGACCGGGUAGCCAUCUUGGUGGAUGACAUGGCAGACACCUGUGGUACUAUCUGCCACGCGGCCGACAAGCUGAUCUCAGCUGGUGCUACCAAGGUGUAUGCCAUCCUGACCCACGGUAUCUUCUCUGGCCCGGCCAUCUCACGCAUCAACAAUGCCUGCUUCGAGGCCGUGGUCGUCACCAACACAAUCCCCCAGGAGGAGAAGAUGAAGACCUGUCCUAAGAUACAGGUGAUUGACAUCUCUAUGAUCCUGGCGGAGGCCAUCCGCAGGACCCACAACGGGGAAUCUGUCUCCUACCUCUUCAGCCACGUCCCCUUGUAACGCCACACACACACACACACACACACACACACACACACACACACACACACACACACACACACACACACACACACACACACACACACACACACACACACACACACACACACUGAGUCACCUGGGGCACUGUUCAGGAGGACACAACACCACAGAACAUUCAGAUAGAACAGACAUGGCCAUCUCUCAUGCAGGAUAGGGAAUUUGGGGAACAGAUAUGAUUGUCUUUUAGGUAGAAUAAGGGAUGUGGAGUCGGCUCUUCAUUCCAUUUCUGUGCCCAGUAUUCUGGAAUGUUUUUCAUCACUGAAUAGGAUCCAGCCCUAGUGUUAUGUUACACCAAACAAAGGAAGAGAGGGACUGUCCUAUACAAACACCAGGGUUGGGCUCGAUUCCAUUUCAAUACCAGUCAAUUCAAGAAGUACACUGACAUUCCAAUUCUCUUCAAUGCUUUUGAAUUAGGAAAAUGUGGAAUUGGAUUUGGGAUUAGGUUUACUUUCUGAAUUGACGGAGAUUGAAAUGGAAUUGACACCAACUGGGGGAAACACAACCAUUAUAUUAGCAUCACUCUGCUGCUAAUGCUAACAAACCAUGUAAUAAUUACAAUUAGUAGGAUCAGUGAUUAUUAAUAACACAUUCAUUUUGAGUCUCUCUCUCUCUCUCUGUCUGUCUCUCUCUCUCUGUCUGUCUGUCUCUCU